AUGAAUUUUAUUUAUACUGAACCAAAUUCAUUAUUAAUUAUACAUGCAUUUGAAGUUAUUGAACAUUUAUUAUCAAAUCUUGAUGAAUAUCUUUUAGCUAAAUUAACUCAAGAAAAAAAUCGAACUUCAGAACAACCAUUUCGUAUACGACGAAUACGAUUAAUGAAAAAUAUUUGGCAACAUUUAAAAAUAACCUUAGAAAAAAAUACAUUCAAUAAUGAAGAGGAUGCAUUACAAGCUAUUUAUAAUAUUUAUUGUUUGAUAACAUCUGUUUAUCAAGCAUAUAUUGGAUGUCAAAUACGACAAAUUAAAUUUGAAUCAAUAGAAGAAAAUAAUUUUUAUUUAUCUUGA
Messenger RNA from Rotaria sordida, 351 nucleotides. The record is from the annotation of a GenBank genome assembly. Lineage: Eukaryota; Metazoa; Rotifera; Eurotatoria; Philodinida; Philodinidae.